UAGAGAAUUCAUUCAGCACCACUCCCUAGUUUGUCCGUGCGUGUAAACUCUAAAGCUAAAGCCUAAUCAAUCUCUGUCUCUCCGCCCAUGGCUGCCGGAACUGGCUCUCCUUGUGGUGCCUGCAAGUUCCUCCGGCGAAAAUGUGCCACCGACUGCAUUUUUGCGCCUUACUUUUGCUCCGAGCAAGGUGCCGCUCGGUUUGCUGCCAUCCAUAAGGUGUUCGGUGCUAGUAAUGUUUCCAAAUUGUUGUUACACAUUCCGCUCCCUGAUCGCUGCGAGGCAGUCGUCACAAUUGCUUAUGAAGCUCAGGCCAGGAUCCGGGAUCCCGUCUACGGCUGUGUCGCUCAUAUAUUCGCCCUGCAGCAACAGGUGGCGUUGCUGCAAGCCCAGUUGAUGCAAGUGAAGGCUCAACUAGCUCACAACCACCUUGCUAGUACACGACUGCCGGAGAACCAUUGGCCGGGGAACUGUGCCUCCGGCGAUCCUGACCCGACUUUUCCGAUGUACAUGCACUCCAUCACAUCUCAGGGUUCUCUUGACUUGGUGGACCUCGAUGACGAUGCUGUGAUGCAAGAUAUGCAAAGCACAGAAGGUCCCCCAUUCCAACCUUGUGAGAAGAAAAGAUUGUACUACAGUGAAUUGGGUGAGCUUCAAGCUCUCGCUCUUAGGAUGAUGAGGAACUGAUUCUUCCUCCUCUGAGAUGAGGAUGACGAUGGGGGUGGUGAUAGUAAUCCAUGCACUGUGAUGUAAAUACAAAAGAAUCUGAAACGAAAAGGGAAACUUGGCAUCUAAUGUGAUGAAGCUCAAUUCAAGGAUCUUUUUUUUUUCAUGAA
Nelumbo nucifera (sacred lotus) is the source of this 833-nucleotide messenger RNA. RefSeq names its product LOB domain-containing protein 16-like. Lineage: Eukaryota; Viridiplantae; Streptophyta; Magnoliopsida; Proteales; Nelumbonaceae. Gene Ontology annotation, biological process: hormone-mediated signaling pathway; positive regulation of DNA-templated transcription. Gene Ontology annotation, cellular component: nucleus. The record is from RefSeq and is a predicted model, not a curated record.